AAAGGAGGUUCAAUUAGUCACAUGAGGUAAACAUGGCGGUGUGGACUUAAAAUAUUUAAUUUGGGUUGCUUCAUUUACAACCUUUAGUAGCACGUCUUUCACACCCUACUAUUUACUUAUUCCCCAAAAUCAUUUGGAUAAGACAAAAGAUUUAUUAGCCAUUCUAUUCUGCAACAAAAAUGGUCGCAUAUGGAUGUAUAUUGUAGUUUAAUUUCUAAAUAUACUAAGUAAAAUAACUUGAUGCCGAUAAAUCUCAACUAUCUUGUUUAUUCUCUGUAGUUACAUUAAUACCUUUAUUAUUUACUUACUUUUUUAAAUUUCUAAUUUAGUAUCUUCAAUUAUUCUUAUGAAACUAUCCAUUCAUGACUUCGUUUUUUAUUGUUUAAAUUAGAAGUGGUUCAAGUUUCAUGCAUUGACGGCAUCGAAAGUUACCCAUUUUGUCAAAAAAAAACCUGUCAAAAGGAAAACUUGUUCAAAUUAGUUUUGUCAAUUAUGGAACCCCUUGGACAGAAAAAGGAUGUUGUUGACAUUGCAGACUUAACCAGGUGGAAUUUCACCCAGCUCCUGACUGACGAUGAAGAAAAGCCAGAAGAUGUAAAUAAAUCCCAUUUUCCCUGUCGGAAUGACUUAAACGCAAAACUUAUCCUCUGGAAAGGUGACAUGCUUCAGUUGAAUGUUCAUGCCGUAGUACAUCCUACCAAUGAGAACUUUAGUGAAAAGUAUGCUCUAACAGCACACCUCCUCAAAGAAGCUGGUCCAGAUAUGCUCACUGAUAUCAAUACCAAUAUACGAGGUUUCAAAACUGGUGAGGCACGUCUGUCAAAAGGACAUAAGUUAUUGUCACGGUAUGUCAUACAUACUGUUGGCCCACGCUAUAAUGUCAAAUAUACCACUGCCGCUGAAAGCGCUCUGUAUAACUCUUACCGGAAUGUACUUCAAGUUGCUUUGGAACACAAUAUCCAGUCUGUGGGUAUUUGUCCAAUCCACUCAUCACAGCGAGGAUAUCCCCUUAUAGAUGGUGCACAUUUAGCCAUCAGAACAGUCCGUAGAUUCUUAGAAAAAUUCGGCAGUAACUUUGAAACAAUUAUAUUUGUUUCAGCAGAUGAGGAAGUGAUGGAAGUUUACCAGCAACUCAUGCCAUUGUAUUUCCCACGAAACUGGAAAGAAGAAAUGGAAGCCAAGAAUUAUUUACCUGAAAAUAUUGGAAAUGAGGAAGGAGAACCUGUAAUACCUGAGCGGAAAAUUCGAAUUAUAGACAAGCCAGCAUUUGCUGCUUUAAAAACACAAGGUAAAGAGUUUGAUGAAACUAUAGAUCUUAAUCAAGAAUUUCGAUCACCUGAUGGCCCUGAAGUUGGACGACAUCCUUUUGCACAAAUGAAGGAGGAUAAAGAUAAAGAACGACUGACCUCACUGCAGUGCAAACCUUCUGUAGAACAAAGAGAAAAGGAGAAAGUCAGACAGUGCGUUUGUGUUGAUCGGUUUGGAAGACCUGUACUAGUCUUCAUUGGCAAGAAUCUUCCUGUAAAUCAUAUUGAUUUAGAAAAAGUUUUACAAUAUAUUGUUCAAGUCAUGGAUUCCAUUGCUGAUACCAAAUAUUCUGUGAUCUACCUGCAUACUCUCACAACAACUGACAAUUUAGCUCCCACUUCCUUCCUGAAAUAUGCCUACAAUGUUCUACACGAUAAAUAUAAGAAAAACUUAGUCACCUUUUAUAUAGUCCACUCCAACAUAUGGUUUAAGAUUUCAACAUGGUUCUUCACAACAUUUACAGCGCCAGAAAUAAAAACUAAAAUCAGUCAUCUGCAAGGUACAGAUUAUUUGUAUGCAAAAAUGAAUACAGAUCAGCUAGACUUACCUCAGUGGAUAUUUGAAUAUGAUGUGAAGGUAAAUGGUCCACGGUAUUAUGUGCCUGCUGAAGACCCAACAGAAGAUCUUUAAAACAGUGUAUUCUGUAAGAACAGAAGCAGGCUUAAUUGCUGAAGUACUGGAAGUAUUAGGAAAAAUAUUGAAGUUUUGUUACGCUAUACUGUUAUACUCUUCAAAUAGCCAAAUAUUGAACAAACAAAUGAUAAUGCUGCUACCAACAAUGAGAAGUGAUGGCCCCUAUCAUGGGAUGUGCUUUUGUUGUUGAUUUUUAACAACUAUGUCCUUGUAUUUUAAUUUCCAAUGAUGUAAUAUUGAUUUGAGAGCUUAAAUCCUGAUUGUAAGAUGUUAUUGCAUAUCUUCAAGUUUAUAAGUAUUGUGAUAAAUCAAAUUCUAUAUAACAACAACAGCUAGCACUAAUAAUAGUAAUAUAGUUAAAAUAAUCUAUAUUUACUAAGCUAUAUAUGGGAUUCAAAGUACAUUAAGGUUUAGUGUAAAAAUGAAGGAUGGUUCUAGGUUGAAUUUUGUUAAGGUUUCAGAAGGGGCUUAUAAAAUGAAUAUAAUCAAAAAAAUAUUGUUGUUGAUGUUGGUUUUAGGAAAAAUAAUUUUCCAAAUACACAUGAAGCAUUUUAACCAGUUGUAAAAUCUCUUUAUGUAAAGGAACUGUCAGGGAUUUAAGUAAGUCUUUUCCUUGAAAGCUACAAAAUAAACAAAAAGAAAGGAAAUAUUUAUUAACUGGAGUAUUUCUUUACUAAAUAGUUAAUAUAUUGAUUUUUCCAAUCCACUGAUUAUCAGUUGCUCUAAUCACUGGUGCUUCUCUUUCUUCUUCUACAGAUUAUCAGUAUUAAAACUUCACAAUGGCUUUAUCAUGAUUUGAAGUUUUGUGAUUUAAUACAUUGAUUUAAUACAUCUCUCUCAAGCAAGAGGAGAAGGAGGGAGGUCUAUAAGUAGUAUCUAUGGUUUGCUUUCUAAGCCAUCAGAUAUUUGCUAACUUGUAUUUUGUGAAAACAGUCAUGAUAAUAUAUAGUCAAUACUACCAGCUCAAGCUUUAUUUUUCUACAUUUUAUAUCAAUUACAUUCUUGAUAUUUAAAUCUUCAAAUGUAGAAAGUCUUAUAGUUCAUAUCUCAGUGAUAACUUUUCAGCGUUUUAGUUGACUUAAGAAGUUUAUACCACUUGUCUAUAUUGGAUGGACCCCUGACAACACCCCUUCUAUCAGCCUCAAAUUGUGUAUCCCAAAAGUAUCACAUUCUCUCUCAACAUGUUUCAUCUUCUUAAAGGGGUCCUUCUCACACUUUGUACAGUUAUCAACCUGCUACUCUUGCUUCAAAGGUAAUUGGAACAGCUGCAAACAAUCAUCUCCUUCAUCACCUUGAAUUUCUCUCCCUUCUCAAGGAUAAUUAGUGUAGUUUCCUAAGAGCCAAAUCUACUGGUAACUUAUUGUCAUAUAUCAAUCACCUAUACUGUCUCAAUUUAGAGAAUUUUGAUAAAGCAAUGCUAUUUAAUUUGACAUUACUAAAGCCUUUAACUAUGACAGGUAUGAGUAUAUUUUUGCUAAGUUGCCCACCUAUAUUUCUUAGUUUUCUAGAUUGCAAGUUCUCUGCCAGACCAUACUAUACCCUGUGCUAAUGCAACUCUCUCUAGCUUACCCUGUAUCAUCCCUGGUGUAUCUUGUGGUUUGGUAAUGUCGCUCUCACACUCUUCCUUCUGUACAUAGCAGCCUACUGGAUGUUUCUUGCAACAACACACACACUCAUAGAUGUCACCUUUCACUCCUCCUUAGCUCUCUACACACAAAUGUCAUGAAAGGCCUUUUAUGUUAUAUAUCAGUAAUAUCUUUUAGUGCUAUUAUUGAUGUUUAUUUUGUGUCCAACUCCGAUAAAUAAGAUAAUUCAACUAGUGUUAAGUCUGAAUCAAUUCUUUUGAAAUAGGAAGAGAUAUAUCUACCUGUAAAAUGUUUUGGACUACAUAGUUUUACAGCCAAAAAGCAUUUUGUAAUGGUGAUCAUUGCUAAUAUGAACUGAGAGGAAUGGUGCCUAAUUUUCAAAAAAUCAGGAGUCUACUAUGACUUUUCUUAACAGCUCAUCAGAUUAACAUGGGUGAAAUCUUAGCAUUUUUUAAAAUUCUGUGAAGAAGCUUAAUAUUUUAACCACUUACCUAUAGCUAACAGGUUAGAUUAAACAAAUAUUGGUAGAAGUUCACAAUACAAAUGCUUAAUUAUUUGCUUGUUGCUCUACUAAUUCUAAACAAUUAUGUUGUUUAGCUCCAAGUCAACCCUGAUGAAGUAGAUCUACAAUCGAAUGAGUUCCAGCUGUGUCUAUUCACUCUUUUCUAUACAGAGUUUCUAGCUCUGCAUUAGUCAAUGUGUUCUUCCAGUUUUAAAAAUAGUAGGGUGUAAUAUGAGAGAUUUAACUGUAGAAGUUAACUCAUAAACUAUUCAUUUGAUAAUGAGGGAUCUGAAAACAAGUGGCUAACUUUCAUAUUAAACAAGUGAAAUAAGCAGUCCUUCUAUAAAGGAGUCUUCAGCUAGAAAAUAUGCUAACCCUCUUCUCUAUAAUGUUGCACACAUCUAUUUGUAAUACAUACUUUUUAAAAAAAAAUUUUUUAUUUAUAUUCUUUCAUAACUCCUCUUUUGGAAUUCCACUGUUGACAAGUUAUUUGUUUUCCAAAAGCUGGAUUUCAUCUAAUGUUAUCACUAUCAGCUCCCUACUGUUUUAUACAUCUGAAGGAAAUCAGAACAAAUAUUUCUGAUGCCAUUUGCUUUUUGUCUCACCAAGCUCAUAGUUGAUAACAAGAUAGUGAUGAAUCUAAACUUCUCAGUAAACAUAUUGGGGUUUCUGUAAAAAAAAAAAAAAGUCUUAUAUCACUUUCCACAUGUAGUGAUUCAGUAUUAUUAGCAGUGAAAUGCCUUUAUUUACAUUUAUUUUUACUUGAGGAAUUUGACAAUUUUAUUAAGGGUUGUGUAUGGAUAUGUAUGCAUGUAGUAUGUGUGUGUGUAAUGCUGUUACUGCUAUCGAUUAUGUAGCAUGAACAAAAAGGUAUGAAAAGAUAUCUAACAUAUCCUACAUGGCAGUGUUAUUCUCUAACAAAAAAUGUUAUGGAAAUUAUACAAUUCCAAAUGUAAAUAAAAUAUUUUUGAAAUGGG
Octopus bimaculoides (California two-spot octopus) is the source of this 5006-nucleotide messenger RNA. RefSeq names its product ganglioside-induced differentiation-associated protein 2. NCBI's taxonomy places the organism in Eukaryota, Metazoa, Mollusca, Cephalopoda, Octopoda, Octopodidae. The record is from RefSeq and is a predicted model, not a curated record.